GUUAACUUGGGCACUUACAAAAUAUUCAUAGAUAUUAAUAAGACAGCUUAUUAACGAAACUCUUGAAUGGAUUCCCCAGACAUCCACGUCCUCGCAGAGGCAUCCGUUCCUUCUCCGCGUGUAAAACCUGCUCCACAAACCUCUUCUAUCCAUACGCAAUUCUCCUAUUCCCCUAGUGACGACGGAACAGACGAGAAUCUCCUUAUUCUUCUGCACGGGCUCGGUGAUACUAAUGUCCCCUUCGCGCGCCUUGGGAGAUCACUCAAGCUUCCGCAAACAGCCACCCUCGCGCUCCGCGCACCUGAUCUCGUCCCGUUCCUGUACGAACAGGCUUUUCAGUGGUAUCCUUCCUUCGACCAGCUCGGUGAUCUCAUCGAACGGCCAGACCCCAGUCCCGCACUCAAUCUUCUGAAGAAUGGCGGAAGCGUUGCAGCCGAAGCAUGUCUGCGGUGGUGGCGUCGGGAGCUAGAACUUUCAUCACAGUCGCGCAUGACCAGCAAAGAGACCCCGGUGCGACCCUUGGGUUCGCUCGUCACGAUUUCUGGCCCGCUGCUCUCAUACCCAACGCUCUCGAAACCAUGCGAGACACCUGUUCUUGUUUUUCACCGCCCACGUGAGCUCAAGAAUGGGGCGCUAGAUGCAUUCAGGAAGGGUUUCUCUCGGGUGAAGGAUGUGGAGCGUGCGGGUGAGGGUAUGCCACGCGCAAGCUUGAGGGAGGAAUGGCAGCCAAUCUUGGAGUUCUGGAGUGAGGUGCUCGGUUGGCGUCCUGCAGACGGUCUGUAUGAAGUCACGACAGGAACGUCGAGUUGAGAACAAGCAAUUUUCGUAUAUCGCUUUUUAAAUAUUGAAAACUGACAGAAAACAACCUUUACAUUGCUUUGGGAAAGGUAACGGGG
Molecule: messenger RNA, 896 nt
Organism: Suillus subalutaceus
Lineage: Eukaryota; Fungi; Basidiomycota; Agaricomycetes; Boletales; Suillaceae
Exons: 4
Coding region: 67-810 (247 amino acids)
Source: RefSeq, a predicted model, not a curated record